UAUAUGUACUAUCUAUAUCAUAAAGUCAAUGACCAGAGUAAAUCCCUGUUAAGUCACGCAACGUUGUAUCAAAAAUGGAACUGACUUUCAACUAUUAUAAUGUGAUAGUUAUAAUUAUGUAUCUGUCAGGUAUCUAUUGCAACCAUACAACACGUAUUUCUACGACAACGGACUAUGGAUACAUGUAUUUGGACGAGUAUGGAAUUUCAACCAGUGGUUCAACUUUCAUCACUUUUCAGGUACAAGCUUGUAGCGACGCCCAUAUAGCCCUAAAAUACCAGAGGAAAGAACAACCAAUCGAAAUUGUCAUAGGUGGAUGGAGAAAUACACGAUCUUGUAUACGGCUCACCCCACAAGACAAUUGCUCUGUUACAACCAUGGGAGCGAUGUUGGAUUGCGCAGAAUAUCGCCAAUUUACUUUGUAUUGGACAGAAAGCCAAAUUUUUGUUAAAAAUGGAAACAGAAUGGCAGAGAAGUCAAACAUAUUUCUUAACCUUCCUUUAAACUUUAACAUUUCUGAUAUAAAAGUAGGAAUAUCCACCGGCUAUGGGUUUUCUGGAAAAUGGAUGCUUGAAGAUAUCAACUGUUUGCAAACAUGUUUUUCUACAUCAACUUCAUAUGGAUACAUGUACUUAAGGGAUUAUGGAAUUUCAACCAGUGGUUCAACUUUCAUCACUUUCAUGGUGCAAGCAUGUAGCGACGCCCAUAUAGCUUUAAGUUCCCCAUCGAAAGAAAAACCAAUCGAAAUCGUCAUAAGUGGAUGGAAUAACACACAGUCUUGCAUACGGCUCAGGUCAAGAGGCGAUUGCUCUGUCACAACUCUAGGGGCGGUUUUAGAUUGUAGAGAAUAUCGCCCUUUUACGGUGUACUGGGGAGACGGAAACAUCCGUGUAAAGAAAGGAAACAGCACGGCCAGGAAAUCCAACAUAUUCCUCAGCCUUCCUUUGAAUUAUAAUCUUGAUGACCUUGACGUAGGGAUAUCUACUGGAUUUGGGUCUUCUGGAAGAUGGAUUUUUGAAGAUAAAUCUGCCAGUGUGACAAGUAAAACAACAAAAGAGCCUAUGGCCGUUGAUCUAUCCGUUGUAGUGGUCAUUACAUUAGUUGGAGCGGUGGUCAUUUUUGGAAUAAUUAUUGGCGUAUUCAUGAGCUUGAAGAAGUGCAAGAAAAGUGCAAAAUCACCACGUUCAGCAAGUUCGCAACCUGAAAGUUGUACCAAGGCAACCAUUGAACCAGACAGGCAGCACAGAUUGGGGAUAGUGAGCGACCACCUGUACGAUUCAAUAACAGACACCAGUGCUCAUACAUAUCUGGCUCUUCGCUAACAAUAACGUAAAUUGAAAAUCAUGACGAAAAAAACCCAUAAUAAAAGCGUUACAAUUCAUAUAUACCCAUUAAUUUCAUAAUCAUAGUUUCGACUGUCCGCAAUUACAGAAAUGCAACUUUCAAAAUCAGUAUAUAGGUUCUCAAUUUCAUUACAACACCUGUAUAAGCAAACAACAGGGCAAGCAUAGUUCGGUAUUUAUUUUUUGUUGGAAAAAUUACACUUUUGCACUCUGUAAACGUCUAACUGUUAUUUGCAAGGUUCCACAAUUAUUGUGCUACUGCAUCAUAUCAGGUGAUAAUACAAAAUAGAAAAAAACAUGAACCAUAAAAACAAAUUCAGCUUUCUCAUGAUAGAAAUCAAAGAUAUUGAAUUUUUUGUGUAUAAGGCAAUUAUGAUUAAUUUUGAAAAUAUAAAACAAUCUCAUACCUAA
This is a messenger RNA of Magallana angulata, 1754 nucleotides long. RefSeq lists its product as uncharacterized. The transcript has 6 exons. The record is from RefSeq and is a predicted model, not a curated record. Lineage: Eukaryota; Metazoa; Mollusca; Bivalvia; Ostreida; Ostreidae. The coding region runs from base 75 to 1322 and encodes 415 amino acids.